Closterium sp. Naga37s-1 is the source of this 3960-nucleotide messenger RNA. The record is from the annotation of a GenBank genome assembly. Lineage: Eukaryota; Viridiplantae; Streptophyta; Zygnematophyceae; Desmidiales; Closteriaceae.
AUGGCGAUCCCAGUGCCUUACAUCGCGACGGUGGCGGGAUUCAUAUUCUUCGUCCACGCCGCGUUCUUCACAGCGCACUACAGGGAAGGACUGAAGGACCUUGAUGAGCCGUUCAUCCUGCCGCCCACACAGGUUUUUAUGGAAAUCGCUGCUGGUAUGUUCUUCACCAUCUGGGCAGCUGUGAACCUUCCAGGAGAAUCCUUCAUUCCCAUCCAGCUGUCUGAGGAUGUGAACAGGGUGGUGCAAACUCCAGUCCCAGUAAACCUCCGUGUUUCCCCAUCCGAUUUCCAUGGUCCGGGGGUCAUGGCGGUUCGCUUCCAUCGGUUCCUUGUUUCCUCCCCUCUCCCCCCUCUCUACUUCCCUCCUCUUCCCAAACCCUCCCUCCCCUCCACUCCUUUCUCUUCUGCUGAGGGCUCUACAAUUCAGAUUAUGUGUUCCCCUGCUGGAAUCGAGCUGUUUCUAGGCCGCAGGAUGAACGUGGGCGUUGCCGCGCGACCCUCCCCUCCAGACACGAUGCAUCCCUCUGACCAUUACGCGCCGAGCCAUCCGUUCGCAGAUCCCUCCGUCUGUCUCGCAACCCGUCUCUCUCCCCCAGACUGCUUCUCCGCGUCGCUCGGCUCGUCUCCGUCGCGCUGCGGAUCCGAAGCGCUCAAAGCCGCCGCUUGCCGGCCGGCAGGCGGCCUCCGGGAGCGGCCGUCGUUGCUCGGACCGCAGGGGUUGGAACAGGAAUGGGCGGCUAUUUUUGGCGACGAGGACGGAGAGGACGGGGAUAACGGAGGUUACGGGGAUGACGUAGAUUACGGUUAUUCCGGAAAUGACGGGAAAACUGGAGGUGAGCGUGAGGAGGAAGACGACGAGGAGGACGUGCCUUGGGAGAAAGCCUUCCCUUCCCGCUCUCCGCGCAGUAAUCUAUCCGCGCAGGCACUCCGCACUUCCUCCCUCUCCCCCGAUUCCCCGUCCAUUUCCCCGCGUUCCUCCUCCGCUGCGCUAGCUGCUGCGCUUGCGGCGUCCCGAAAGGCGGAUAGCUUUCGAGAAGAUUUAGAUUCGUCGGACGAGGAGUUUCUAGCCGCUUAUUGCCACAUUACUGGUUCCCCCACUGCGGAGUCCCCCGUAUCUUCCCCCCCUUCCGCGGCUUCCGCGGGUUCCGCCUUCCGCGGGCCCGUCGUCCGCGCGCUGCAGAAGAGCGCGAGCUGUUUGGAGGGGCGGGGGGAGCAGCGUCAAGCGCCGGUGCGCGCGCAAGCGGCGAGGGCGCAGGCGCUGGCAAAGUCGCAAGAAACGUUGUUGCGCAAAGGCGGAGCGAGCAGCGGAGCGAGCGGCGCAAGGGACGCGCAUGCGCGGGUAAGGGCACAGGAAGCGGCGGACGUUCCGCAACGGUCCUUCACGGCGCCAUCCGGGGGUGGUAAGCCAGCGGCUUUUGCGGCGCCUUUUGCGGCGGUUAUUGCGCAUCAGAACCUGGAGCAGCAGAAGCUCCACCUGAAGAAACAGCUGCAGCAAGCGCAGCAGCUACGGACCGCAAUAGGCGGCGGAUUUGGCGGCGGCAGCGGCGGCGGCGGCAGCGGAGUCAGCAGUAGCGGAAGCAGUUGCAGUGGGCUCAAUGGGUCGGACCUUGCGCGGGGGUUAGGCCACGAGUCGGGCGGCAAGCAAGCCGGAAGCGCCGCCGCCGCCGCCGCACACGGGGCGCGCGCGGCAGGGGGAAAUGGGGGAGGCUCGUCCGCGGGAUCUCAGGCGCAGCAGCCGAGCGCCGCGCAAGCUAGAUCUAGAGGCAAAGGGGGGCACGCGGACACUCCGGCUGGCGGAGUGGUAUCCGCGGGUGCGCGAAAGCUAUUCGGGUUCGGUUCGCAGUCUCACCGGAUGUUACCGCACGCCGCCACUACCGGCGGAGGCCCCCGCUCGCUCGUCCGCGGGCGCUCGUGGGCGUCGCUUGAGUUUCAGCGGGCGCAAGAUCCGCCGCAGAGCGCGCCGCAUUUAGAGGAGCUGGUCCCCUGCACUAAAGGCCUCCCCACUAUUGAAAGCAGUGGCAGCGGGAGCGGCAGCGGCAGCGGUAACGGCGGCGGCAGCAGUAGGAGCAGGGAAAAGGGCAGCGGCGGUAGUAGGACCGUUAGUUUCUCGGAGCGGCACUCCGCGCUUCUUUCUCCCGCGGAUUCCCCGCGGGCCCGCGCGGGCGCCGCCGCGCUGCCGCUCUCCGCCAUGGGCAGGGCAAGCUCGGCGGCUGCGGGCGGCGCAUCGCGGGGCUCCCCCUCGUUUCCCCAUGAGCGGAGCGCUCUUCCGGAGCUCCCCGGGUUGGCGAAAAGGGCGCUGCUUGCGCAGGCGCAUGAGGGUACGGGCGCAAGUGGCGCGGGCGGAGCCUUGGCAGACGCAGGCGCACCAGGCCUGUCCCGAACCUCGUCGGCUCGGCAGCUGUACGUUCAGAAGAUGUUGCUGGAUCUAGCGGCGCAGAGUGACGAAGCAAGCGAAGCAGGUUCGGGUUCCGGUUCGGGACACGCAAGCCCGUGUGUAGCGUCGGGCGGGGGAAGCGGAACGGGCGGAAGCGGAAAGGGGGGCCGGAGCGGGCUUUCUAAGCGCGGGGUACUUGGGCGGUCGGUGUCAGGCAAGGAGCACGCGGGGAGGCGCGCAGGGGCAACGGCGCAGGAAGCCGCGGAGGCGGCGCAAUCACAACUCGGCGCGGUCAGGCGCUCCGCUUCCGCGCGCUACCAGCCCGCCUCGCGGCUAUCCGUCGACUUCAGCGCAACUGGCGCAUAUGGCGGCGGAGCAGCGGGAGAAGCCGCGGGGGGGAUGAUGGGGGGAAGCGGCGGAGGGGGUUCCGCGGAGGGGAGGUCUCUGGGGCGCUCCGCGUCAGACAAGGCAAUGCAGGGGGGGGAUCAGGCGCGGAUGGUGGGCCUGCCGUCAAUAUCUGGGGCGAUUUCUGGGGCGGCCGCGACUGUACGGGGAAAAGUAUCUACAGUACUUGUGGAUCCAUUUGCCGGUGCUUAUAACGGGGAAGCUUGUGAUGAGGAUGAGGAUGACGAGGAUCUGUUUGACAUUCUUGCUGCUAUGAGGAGCAUGCAGACGAGCCCCCAGUCUCCAAAUCCCAUCUCCCCCUUCCACCCGUGCCCCCCCCGCUCCCCAGUCCCCCUCUCCCCUUCCCCCGCCAACUCCCCCCACGGCCCCCCUCACCACACAUAUUCCCGCGAUCCCUCCCCUGCUCCCCGCGCUCCCCGCCCCUCCUCUCCCCCUCCCCCUCCCCUCCUCCGCUCCCCCUCACCUGCCUCUCGCUCCCCCUCCCCCCGUUCUCGCACCGCAUCCCAACCAAACCACCCGUCGUCCUUCUCCCUGUCUCACUCCAACAUCACUCCUGCACGACCCGCCUCCCAGCUCUACUCAUCCGCCCCUGGCCCUGCCUUCGAAUCCCCUCCUCGCUCCCCACCGCUUUCCCCCCUCGGCUCCUCCUCUGCCUCCUCCCCUCGCUCCCCGCCGCUCACGCCUCCUCGGAACAACCGCCGGCGCUCGCUGCACAUCCCGUCUCGUUCCAUGCCGUCAGCUCUGGCUCGGCCGAACCGCCGCCAUUCCGUGAGCGAGGAUCGGCAGCUGAACAUGACGCAUCCUGCCGCCCGCCAGCCUGGCAGUGGCAGUGGUGGUGCUGGUGGUGGCAGUGGUGGUGGUCCAUUUGCUGCUGCCAGUUCCCAUGGCGCAUCUGCUGCUGCUACUCGUGCAUUUGCAAUGUCGCGUAGUUUGAAUUCUAGCUCAUCUGCUGCCGCGGCAGCUGCUGCUGCUGUGAAAGCGGCUGCGUGUGCAAGGAGAGGACAGGCAGGCAUUGGGGAAGGGAAGUUGGGUGGAGGGGGGGUGGGGUCUGGCAGGCAUUUGCGUGGUGGCAGUAGCGGUAGUGGCAACUGCAAUGGCAGUGGUGGUGGCGACGUUGGGGAUAGGGUGUUUGGUAGAGCACGAACACAGCCUACAGAGCGGGAAUCUGCAGGCAGAGGGUGA